GUAGUUUGUUUUUAGGAGAAUGCCAUGACGCAACCGGGCACUUUGGUUACAAAAAGACGAGUGUUAAUCUAAUACAACGAUUUUGGUGGCCUAGAAUGCUAGAUAACGCGAAGAAGUAUGUAGAGACCUGUCAGGUCUGUCAGCGGGACAAGCCGCGAACUCAAGCACCGCUUGGGUUGCUGAAGCCCUUACCUAUCCCCGCUGGUCCAGGACAGAAUGUUUCCAUGGAUUUCAUGGAUACCUUGGUGACCAGCAAGAGUGGCAAGAGGCACAUCUUCGUCAUCAUUGAUCGAUUCACCAAGUACGCUAGACUAGUUGCCAUGCCAGAGACCGCAAGGACGGACCAUGUCAUCAAGUUGUUCCAAGACAACUGGGUGCGUGACUUUGGUUUACCAAAGACAAUCGUUAGUGACAGAGAUGUCCGUUUCACAAGUGAGCUGUGGAAGAAGACUGCUGAGCAGAUGGGCAGUCAACUUCAGAUGACUUCAGGGAAUCAUCCCGAAGCCAACGGACAGGCCGAGCAAAUGAAUAGAGUUGUACAGCACUUGCUGAGGCAUUACAUCAAGCCCAGCCAGGAUGAUUGGGAUGAGAAGUUGCCUCUCAUCGCCAGCUUGUACAACAACGUUGUACACAGCAGUACCGACGUUAGUCCUAACCAGCUGCACUUGGGAUGGAAGCCUAGAUCUGCUCUAGACUUCCUACCUGAAAACCGAUCCUCUGCAACUCCAGGCACACUUGAGUAUGGUGUGCAGUAUGAGAAGUUGCUGCAGCAAGCUGUCGAGCAUAUUAAGAAAGCUCAGCAAGCAAUGAUUGCUUCUGAGAACAAGCAUCGACGACAAUCCUCAUUUCAGGUAGGGGAACGUGUCUGGGUCAAGGCUAGUGAGCUAGGACAGGAAUUCGGUUUCUCUAGAAAACUCAUGCCUCAGUACUUUGGUCCUUGGGAAGUCCUGGAUGUAGUGGGGGAUGAGAUGGAUGGUCCUACCUAUGUUAUCCGUAUCCCUGGACACCUACGCACUCACCCCGUCUUUCAUGCCUCAAAGCUUGCACCUUUCGCUGAGACUGAUCAAUUCCCUUCAAGGAAAUCGAUGCUGCCCCCAACCAUGGAUGGUCAAGUGGACAUCGACGACAUUGUGGAUCACAAAGAUCUGCCUGUUCAGAAGCCUUUGGGUAGAGGAAGACCUCCUAAACCCAAGAGAGAAUAUCGCGUCAGAUUCAGGCAUCAUACGGAUCCAAAAGAAGACCAGUGGUUCACCAGAGAGGAACUGAUUGACACAGCUCCUCGGGUGGUAGCAGAAUAUGAGAGGAUGCUGAAAGGGAAGGCACCUGCGAAGUAAGCAUCUCAGCGGACUUUCGAAGCUAAGGGGGAUGGAAUGUGAGGAUUGAGCCCUCAAGAAG
Molecule: messenger RNA, 1395 nt
Organism: Chara braunii
Lineage: Eukaryota; Viridiplantae; Streptophyta; Charophyceae; Charales; Characeae
Source: the annotation of a GenBank genome assembly